UCAGAGUGAGCAUUAGAGGGCUUUCCUAAACCGUCCAAGUCUGCCGAAAUUGAACUGCACACAGAAGGAAUCAGAUAGCCAUUAGGAAGUUUAGAUACAAAACCAACAGCAAGAAAGCAUUUUCUCUUGGCUGACCGAUUAAGCUGUGCUCAAGGCAACAUGAAUCCUGUACUUAGUACCGUGUUGUUUUCCGUGCUUCUACUUCUGACCCACAGAAUUCAGGAGCUGGUGGAGGCGUGCAGCUGUGCCCCUGCUCAUCCGCAGCAGCUCAUCUGCGACUCGGCUUUAGUGAUUCGAGCAAAAAUAUCCAGCGAAAAGGUGGUUCCUGCCAGUGAUGAUCCUCUUGAUACCCACAAAAUGAUCCGGUAUGAAAUCAAACAAAUAAAGAUGUUUAAAGGAUUUGAAAAGCUCAAGGAUGUCCAGUAUGUCUAUACCCCUUUUGAUUCAUCACUCUGUGGAGUGAAACUAGAAGCUAACAACAAAAAACAGUAUCUUUUGACAGGCCAAAUUUUAAGUGAUGGUAAAGUCCUCAUCCAUUUAUGCAACUACAUUGAACCAUGGGAUGAUUUAUCCUUGUCUCAAAAGAAGAGUCUUAAUCAGAGAUAUCAAAUGGGCUGUGGCUGCAAAAUUACUACCUGCUACAUGGUGCCCUGUUCAAUCACUGCACCAAAUGAGUGCCUCUGGACAGACUGGCUGAUAGAAAGAAAGCUAUAUGGACACCAAGCCAAGCAUUAUGCCUGUAUCAAGAGAAGUGAUGGCACUUGCAGCUGGUACCGAGGUGGUCCUCCCCCAGAGAAAGAGUUUAUUGAUAUCAGCGAACCUUAAAAUGAUCACUUCCUGAAAAGCCUUGGAGUCUAAUUCCACCAAACAUUGCACGCUCACAGCUUUGAACUGCCAUCGUCUAAUGUAUCUGUUGCUUAGAAACAAAAACAAAUUGUCCUGUACAGCUAAAGUCCGAGUCUGUGGAAUUGGCACUCAGGCAAGAUGAGGAACAAAUCUCCUGGAGGUAGCUACUCUGUAAAGUUAUGCUUUGUACAGAGAGGCUCAAGCUGAGAAUGCUCCUCUGUAUCCUCUAAGACAUAACAAGUUUCCCUUUUAUCAGUAUGAAUGUACAAAAACAAAAGAAUUGCCAGAAUUUUGUCCCCUGUUUCUGUUAACCCACAGAUUAAGAGAGCCCCAUGUUUUAUUCCAAAUCUUUCUGAUGAACUACGGAAUGUUUUAUAGAACUAUUUUUUUCUGUAUGAAAGUCUUCUGAUACAAAAGAAUUAUUGUACAGUGUAUAUGUAAAGUAUGAUUAUAACAAUGUGCUAUAUAAAAAAAAGAUUCAAAAAUUCCUGGUUUUCCUUAUCUGUUGAAACAAGUGGAACACUUCUGUGAUUAAAACAAUCUGUG
Messenger RNA from Pelecanus crispus (Dalmatian pelican), 1392 nucleotides. RefSeq names its product TIMP metallopeptidase inhibitor 4 (gene TIMP4). NCBI's taxonomy places the organism in Eukaryota, Metazoa, Chordata, Aves, Pelecaniformes, Pelecanidae. Gene Ontology annotation, molecular function: protease binding; metalloendopeptidase inhibitor activity. Gene Ontology annotation, cellular component: extracellular matrix. Gene Ontology annotation, biological process: negative regulation of endopeptidase activity; response to cytokine; negative regulation of membrane protein ectodomain proteolysis. The record is from RefSeq and is a predicted model, not a curated record.